Messenger RNA from Hymenoscyphus albidus, 383 nucleotides. The record is from the annotation of a GenBank genome assembly. Lineage: Eukaryota; Fungi; Ascomycota; Leotiomycetes; Helotiales; Helotiaceae.
AUGGUAUUAAGUGCUGCUUUAGAUAGCGGUUAUGUUUUUAUGGCUUUAGUGGCCAUAUUAACGAGUGUGAUUAGUGCAGUUUAUUAUUUAAAUAUAAUCAAACAAGUUUUCUUUGAUCAACCAGAUUAUCAAAUCAACGAUGAGAUAAGAAAUCUUAAAUUAGAAGGUAAUAUCUCUCUUGCUGCUGCAGAUGGAGUUGUGAGGCAUGACUUCCUUGCAGCAGGAGGAGAUGAAAACCCGGAUAUAAGCUCCGCGGUAAAAAAAUUCACCUUUAAAGUAGAUAGUAUUAUAUUAUCUAGUUCCUUAACUAUUACAAUAUCUACAUUAUCUAUGAUAAUUCUUUUAUUUAUGUUUAUGCCGGAAGAAUGAUUAAGUAUGGCUAA